Molecule: messenger RNA, 1297 nt
Organism: Paramacrobiotus metropolitanus
Lineage: Eukaryota; Metazoa; Tardigrada; Eutardigrada; Parachela; Macrobiotidae
Exons: 2
Coding region: 121-1029 (302 amino acids)
Source: RefSeq, a predicted model, not a curated record
UUUUUAGGCUGAGAACACAGCAGUAAAGUGUAAUAACUAAUAAGACUAUUAUAAGAGUGACUGCACAAACGGAGAACUUCGAUUUAUAGCGAUGAAUUAGCCUCGCCCAUUUGCUACACUAUGGAGAAAACAGAGAAAAGCGAUCUGAAACUGGUUUUCGAUACAUGCGCACUACUGCAGCCCGCUGGCUUGGCUAUAUUCCAGGAUAUUGCGGAGGGCAAACUAUACACGCUGCCAACCUCUGUGCUGCUGAUGAUUCCCCAUAAAGUCGACGAAGAACUCGAAAGGCUGCAAUGCGAUAAAAAUAAAGAGAAACCAAAGAAGAAUUCGAAGAAGACAUGGAAGCAAGCCAAAAAAGCUUACGAAUACCUUGAGCAAUUUAAACAGCAACGUCGCUGUGUACGUUUGCAGAGCAAGUCCUCAGCCGAUUACUUGCGGAACGUUUUCUAUCCUCCAAAGCACGGCCCAUACCGUUCGCCAUGCGAUGGCGCCAUACUGGUCUACGCCCUGUAUCUACUCCACAACACCGACACCGGAGUAGUUUGGCUGAUAACCGAGGAUAAAGAAUUACAGGCACGAGCAGCGCGCAGCGGUUUGGUUGCUAUGUCCGCCCGAGUUCUGCGGGAAGCGGUACAACUACCGCAAUACAGUGGACUGCAGCCUGACGGCGGGGAUUACCAUACCUGGUUUUCCGAAAAAUGCCGGUGUGUCAGUAAUAGUAUGGCCCAUGGCGAUGCCGUAAAGUUUGGCAAAGAGAAUUUUGACCGCCUCAUUCAGGAACGAAGCGCCCUACCGCGUACUCGGCGUAAACCGGUUGCAUCAAGUACGAGCACCAUGGCGUUGCAACAACAAGGCACUAGGAAGGAAUCAAGCAAAUCGGCUAUGGGGAUGAGUCAGACUCACUGUCAGAUGACGAUGAGUCGUCAGUGGCGUUUGGUCAGGAACAGUCGGCUCCUUCUCGGGGAAGUCUAUCCGUUAACGAGAACGCAAGCCCAGAAACAAAGCAAAGGAUUUCACAGCCUGCAGUAGAAAAAUCAUGGAUUACCGUGCCAAGCAUUCUACUUUUAUGUUUAGCUGGCACUGUAUUGAUGUUGUUCCUACAAAUUUUUCUCAUUCUUGACGGUCCAGCGCCAACUGGAUUAGCCUCCGACGAACUAACACGGGAACUACGCAAGCUAAAAAGCGCGCAUUUUUAUUGUUCUUUAGAAGUCUGUAUUCCGCGACAAUUUUAAUGAGAAAAAUACCCCUAACCCAGCUCGAAGUGGUAUAAAUCUUCCUUUAAAGUAACAUCGAUGUA